Messenger RNA from Biomphalaria glabrata, 1757 nucleotides. RefSeq names its product myosin light chain kinase A-like. Gene Ontology annotation, molecular function: ATP binding; calcium/calmodulin-dependent protein kinase activity; calmodulin binding. Gene Ontology annotation, biological process: protein phosphorylation. The record is from RefSeq and is a predicted model, not a curated record. Lineage: Eukaryota; Metazoa; Mollusca; Gastropoda; Planorbidae. Bases 192 to 1382 code for a protein of 396 amino acids. The transcript has 11 exons.
AGUAACGAAACUAUAUAGAUCUAUAAAGACAUCGUUUAAAGUUUAGAUUUCUAGAUCUAUUUUCUAGAUCUAGAGUCUAUAGAUCUAGUAGGUCUAGAUCUAACCAAAAUGUAACGGCUCUUGAGACACUGAUGGAAAACGAGCUGUUUACAUUUCACUGAUUAAUGCCCCGUCUAGAUCCUCUAUAGAGAAUGCCCUUAGUUAAGUUUGUACAACAACGUCAACGCAGUUAUUGGAUUGCUCAGAGCACUAAACGAUUUGGUAUUUUCAGCCAAUAUGAAAUAAAGAACGAGAUGGGCAGAGGGCCAAACUCCAUUGUAUAUCAGUGUCAGAGGAAAGGUUUAACAGAUAUGUACAGUGUGAAAUGUAUGAGAAAAAAUUUAGCGAAAAAGGUUUCUUUAGUUGAUGCAGGUAUCCUUCUCAAGCUGGACCAUAAAAAUUUGGCAAGACUACAGGAAAUAUUUGAGACAAGAACAAAAAUAUAUGUUGUACAGGAGCUAUUGACUGGUGAAAAUUUACUUGAGAGGGUAGCUAAUUUAGAAGUGUCCACCUAUAAUGAACUCUUGAUAACAAAAUUAGUGAGAGAUAUCGUGCUUGGAAUCAAGUAUCUUCACUUCUGUGGUGUGUAUCUUGGAAAUCUUAAGCCAGAAAAUUUAAUAUUCAAUAGCACCUCUGAUGAUGCUCAUGUUAAAAUUACUGAUUUUGUCAUGUCGACCAUUGUGGAACAAGAAGUGUUAUUAGCUUCCAUUACAAGGCAGCCCUAUUACACGGCUCCUGAAAUUUUAAAAAAUAUCAAAGCUGAUUUAAUUUCUGAUAUGUGGAGCUUAGGAACUAUAGCAUAUAUUCUACUGUUUGGGGUUGAACCAUUUUACCAUGAUGACCCUAUGGCUCUGUAUAAAAAGAUCAUUAAAGGCCAAUAUGAGUUUCCUCCCCAUGAUCAGGAUGAUUUAAGUGCAGGAGCUAAGGAAUUUCUCAGAAAGUUAUUGUUAGUAGAUGUUCAAAAACGGAUGACUUCCGAAAUGGCCUACUUAAACUACUGGGUCAACAGCAUUAAUGUGAAGACAAGGCCUUUGACUGAAGUGUUAAUAAGAAUGAAGGAGCUGAACACUGCUAGGAAGAAUCGGGCCAGACUGCUUCCUAUCACCAUUAGCUUCUCAGGGGCCACAAGCAUCAAUGAAGGCUACUUGUACUUAGUGGAAGAUGUGAAUAAGACUGAGACCACAGACAAUGUUCCACCUAACUCUUUUGACAGUACCAAUGAUAAUGUACAUGUGGAUGUGAGCAGGGAAGUAAAAGACUCAGAAGAUGCUGAGGCUCUGAAAAACAAGGAAUCAUUUCUGGACACUAAAGAAAAAUAUGGAGAUACUUUAUCUCCAGUUUAAGAAUCCUUGGGGGGAAAAACUCAUGUCUAGUUUGGGAAGUGUAUUUUCUAGUCUGCUUUAGGGAAAUCAUUCAACAACUUCUGUUGCAACAUCUUUAAAAUUAACAGUCACUUUGUCAAUUUAGUUUGAAAACAGUUAACAAUUUGAUGUUGUCUCGUGCACUGGAAACUAUCUUUUUGUUAAUCUUUGUUAAGGGAGGUAAUAACUUUCAAUAAAACUUACCGACUGAAAUAAGUUGUAGCCCUUUAUCAAAGUAAUGAAAAAAAAAUUUCAUGACAUUGUUAGCAAAAAUAAACAGUAAGAAAUAAAGAACAAAAAUCCUUGCUAAAAAUGUAAAAACUGUAUAAGAAUAAAAUAAAACCAUAUCAAAAUGAA